Danio rerio (zebrafish) is the source of this 1309-nucleotide messenger RNA. The record is from RefSeq and is a predicted model, not a curated record. NCBI's taxonomy places the organism in Eukaryota, Metazoa, Chordata, Actinopteri, Cypriniformes, Danionidae.
CCAGAUCCAAUCCUGAAUGAAAGUAUGUGCAUUUUUUCAAUGUUGUCAUGGUCGUCUUUCUCUGCACUCCUCCACCUUUUGGAUGUAAAUUAAUAUAAUUAUUAGCCAAAUGUCAUGUCAUAAGGUUGAUUAAUCCAUUAUAUUGUGUCAUUUGUAAUUUUAGCUUACUUCCAAUACAUGGCAGACGUGAUACCCAAGAUCACUGCUCUUCCUCGUUCCUGUGUGGUGAUACCGUGCAGUUUUACUGCUGAAGAUGAACAUCUCACUCGACUUCGUGUUCGUUGGGUCAACAAAAAGGGUGGCUACAUGUAUCACACUGACCCGGUGGACGUCUUGGACAACUUUAAAGGUCGCACAAAACUCCUCGGAGACCCGGAUGAGCAGAACUGUACUCUGGAGAUGGACGAUGUACGAACUCAUGACAACGGGCCGUUUUGCUUUCAAGCUGAAAAAAAAGAGGAGAAAUACAGCUUCAACAACAGCUGUGUGUUCAUUAUAAUGCGAAAAACGCCGGACACACCUGUGAUAUCACCCCUCCCUAACGACAUCAAACCCGGGACAGCAGUCACUGUUAAAUGUUCAGUCAAACACACAUGCUCCUCUCACCCUCCUGAAAUCAUAUGGAGUGUCUCAACAGUUCGAGAAACUAUCAGCCACAAUCCCAUGGGUGGAGGCGUCUGGGAAACAGUGUCCACUGUGAACUUUAUUCUCACCGGAUAUGAAGAGGAAGAUAAAAUUGUCUGCAACGCCAAAUUUUGGGGUGGUAAAACACAGAGCAACAGUUCUGCCCCCCUGAGUGUUAAGAGAAUUCAAGCGGUUGGAUCUGGGCCUUAUAUCAUUGCUUCUUCACUUGUGUUCAUCCUCAUUUGCAUACUUGCUGGAGUCUUCAUUUACAGGAGGCGACAAAGACAGCCUUGUGAGGACAUAACAAGAUCUGAGCCAAGGAGAUCAGUUUGGAACAGAUUUUCAAGUCGUUUUAGUAUGCCUGAUGGAAGAGCAGCUUGGUUUAAUAGUGGAAACAGGAGUGAUAUCAGGCAAGUUCAACAAUGAAUUGAUAAAGCUGUGGUUAUUGCUGUUGGUAAUGAUUCUAAUCUCUCUAAUACACAAACAAGGGAUGCGCCUGGAAGACCACCGAAGCCUGAGCAAAGACGAAGCAUCUGGAGCCGAUUUUCUAGACACCAAUCACCCAGAAAUAAUGCAAAUAUGAGAGCAGAAUACAAGGCAAACAACACAUGCAAUGUGCCACAAAACAAGACUUUCGAUAAGCCUCACAUGCCGUCACCAAAAAGUCAACGAAAAACCUGUGGUG